Messenger RNA from Prorocentrum cordatum, 2031 nucleotides. NCBI's taxonomy places the organism in Eukaryota, Dinophyceae, Prorocentrales, Prorocentraceae. The record is from the annotation of a GenBank genome assembly.
AUGGUGGGCCCGCCGACGGAGGGCGCUUCGAACUUCCUGCGGGAGAGCGAGGGCGUGAAGUUGAAGUUUGCGUGCGGUCUAUGCCCGUUCCGGUCGUUCUCGACGCAGGCGUUGCUGGCCGCGCACGUCUCCAAGUACCACCUCAGAAAGACGCGAGUCGUGGCCUCUGGCACGAAGCAGUUCAAUGACGUGUGCGCGUUGUUCGACAACGACCGACUUCUGCGCACUCCAGCAGGGAACUUGCUGAAGCGGUCUGCGACGAUCCUCCGCGAGACAGCAUCUCCUGCUGUUCAUCGCGGACAGAACGCCAUUGACAAUGGCAUUGUCCUGGUCCUCGACGAAGACGGGCCGUCAUAUCAGAACAAGGCAGCUGUGGGACAGAAUCUCGCGUGCAGACGAGUGGGGCACACGUACUAUACCCGUGGCUUCGCGGAUAUUCUGUUGCAGGAGUCCUUGCGCCACCAUGGGCGCGUUCGCCCUGCGACGUUGCGGACGUGCGCUCGCGUCGUGGAGCAGGGCUCCGAGCUGAGCAGCAUGUUGCCGACGCGCGUUGAUCACUGGCUGAAGCUAAUGGAAGACGUGUUCAACAGCGCGCACGUAGAAAUGCGCAGCGCGGCGCUGAUGGAAGAAUGCCACCGGCAUGAGGAAUUCCCCCACGUCUCCAUGGACGCCACUAUCCGCAUUCUGCGCAAUGUCACGGGCCAGGCAGACUAUCGGUCUGCACAAGCAGUGCGCGACGCUGCGCCCGUGCCGGACGUGGACGCCAAGCGCUGCGUCCUGACACUCGCGGGCAGGGCGGGCGCGGCGCUCGGUGUUUUCCUGGCGAAGGACGAGGGAGCUGACGAACUAGCUGGAGCCCUUGCAGCUCGUUGGUCGGCGGCGUGCAGAUCGCAGACGGUGUCCAUCGCCAGUGAUCAGCCGAGCAGAGCGCUAUUCCGGGCCAUGCGAUGCUCAUGUUUUCCAAAUUUAUUUAUCUUGAGCCUCGACCCGGUCCAUCUACCCAUCACGUACGAGGAGACGCACUGGAGGAAAAAGACAGUGGGAUCACGACUGUUGCGGAUACUGAUGGCCAAGUUUACGAAGGUGGAUUGCACACUACCCGCGCACUACUGGGGGGCGCCGUUCGACGGCACGAAUGCCCCGAAUCUGCGGCCAAUAGAGGAGCGCGCGCGAGCACAGAUACUCGAUCAUUCACUCGCGAAGUCGCGAGCACAACAUGUGAUCGACCACGCGAACGCCGAGCUGCCAUGGAAAACAACGCAUGAGUUUAUCGAAGCAAUCGCCGCGCUGAGCGCGUUGGUUCCAGAAGAGCUUGCUCGCCGCACCCACGUGAAUAACGUUCAACUGGAGAGGUCGAGCGGGUCACUAGCGGCUUGCACGUCGGCUUCGGCGACGGCGCCUCUCCUCCAGGGCGGCCGGCAGCGGAGCGGCGCGCGGCAAAUCGGCCCCGGGCGUGCGAUGCAUGGCGGCAAGCUCGCCUUGGGUGCAGCCAGCGCGCCAGUGCGGCAGUGGCAGGAUACGGGCACGAAGAUCGCACGUCGUGAGCGCAGCCGCGAGCUGGCGGCCGUCGUUCACCCGUGCCUGUUCGGUUGUCCCGCCCGGGACGAGUGGACGCACUACGCCGACUGCUUCCCGCUCUGGUCCACCGUGUACAGCCUCAUCGGGAAGCGCCCGCCGCCGAAGCGGUUCGAUACGCUCGCCUUGAAUGCCCAGACGGAUACGUUCGGAGGCUGGAGCGCCUCGACGCGCAUGGCACGCUCCGACGGCUUCUUCGGGACCAAGGAGAAGCACCGAAUGGCGCCCAAGGAGCUGAUGUACAGCGAGAGGCUGGAGAGGAAGGUCCAGCACCAGGUCGAGCUGAUUCACCAAGACGCCCUGGCGAGGACGGUGGGCAAGCUCCGGAAGGAGGCCCUCGCGGCGACGGCCCCGGCCUUCUCCGCAAACAACGGGACAGGCAGGCCGUGGGCCCAGCCGAAGACCAGCCGCGGGUUGCGGCUUCUUCUCGACGCCGGAGCCUUACAAGCCUGGUGA